Paramisgurnus dabryanus is the source of this 1069-nucleotide messenger RNA. The record is from RefSeq and is a predicted model, not a curated record. NCBI's taxonomy places the organism in Eukaryota, Metazoa, Chordata, Actinopteri, Cypriniformes, Cobitidae.
UCAGACAACUCCUCUUUUCCUCCAUUAAAACAUACAGAAGUCUAAAAAGCAUCAUUUCAGACUUUCUGCUCAGCUGUAUAACAAAACCAUGGCUUCGGCACAUGACAGAGCGGUUUUACAAACCAUCUUCAACCCUACCAGCCCUUUUGGAGAUAUACCUGCGUUAAACCAAGAAGACGAUCUGACGGAUGAUGACAGUGCUUUUGAGCCAGAGCUGGUGAAACAGGUGAAAGAUCUGGAACUGCAGGGAGUUUCAGCAGCUGAAUCUGGAGAUCUGCACGCAGCUCUUCAGCUUUUCAACCAGGCAGUAAUGGUCCUGCCGCAAAGAGCCUCAGCCUACAAUAACAGAGCCCAGACCAAACGUCUACAGGGAGACUCAAAAGGUGCGGUUGAGGACCUUGAGAAGGCCAUCUCUCUAAGCAGAGGCACGGGACGAACAGCAUGCCAGGCUCUGGUCCAGCGUGGGCUCCUCCUCCGGUUGACAGGUCGUGAUGAAGAGGCUCGUGUGGACUUCGAGAAGGCAGCGGCUAUGGGCAGCGAGUUCGCCCGGCAACAGGCUGUAAUCUUGAACCCCUAUGCUGCCCUGUGCAACCGUAUGCUAUCACAGGUCAUCGACAAACUACGCAACCCAGAGACAUCAGAGAUGCAGUAGAUGAGAAUCACAAGCAAAACCACAUGUGUACAUUGUAUUGCAAGAAACCACAUGUAUCUUGUCAAUAAAACCAAUGCUUUUUUCAAAUUCUUGUGACUUUGGAGAGGUAGGGGUUGCAAAGGCUGAAAAAACGAAAUUAAUUUAAAGGUGGUAAACUGUUUGAGAUACAGCUUUUGAAACAUGUAUGUGUAUUUCUCCACCACUAGAUGUCAUCCAAGAUAUGUCAAAAGACAUUUUUUUUGAAAGACAUUGGAAUACACUUCUCUUAAAUGUUUUUGACAUUGUAUUACUGUACAUGAAUAGCGACACACAUUAUCCAUUUAUAUCCACACACUGUAAAAAAAAUCCGUAGAAAUCACAAUGUUAUUGCAGCUGGGUUGCCGGUAAUUUACCGUAGAUUUAAAUUUAUGUUAUUUA